Messenger RNA from Pocillopora meandrina, 9494 nucleotides. NCBI's taxonomy places the organism in Eukaryota, Metazoa, Cnidaria, Anthozoa, Scleractinia, Pocilloporidae. The record is from the annotation of a GenBank genome assembly.
AUGAAAUCUAUGAGUGUGUUCAUCACUGCUGUGUUCCUAGGUGUUUUCAUUUCAUUAGGUAAGUGUUAGCGCGGGGAAACAUUAAUGUUUUGUUGAGGAAGAAGCCAUUAGUAAGGGAAAAGGAAUUGAUUUCUGUCUUCAGCUGUAGCUAUAGAAAUCUAUUGACGAAAAUAUGAUGGCAAGACCAGUUGUACAGUUUAAAUUCUUUUGGUAAAUGUAGAAAUAUUUUUGCCCGCAUUUACGCGUUCAUGACACCUUUUGGAUCCAGGGUGACUGAAGGAGUUGGAAUCCAGCUACUGCUGUUCAUUUCUGGUAUCGGAGUUUUAAUUUUAAUAAAAAUACAAGACCCCUUCCUAACUACCCAUAAUGAUUUUAAAAACGGCAUUUUCAAUCUGUAUGAACUAGAAAUAAUAAUAAUGAUAACAAAUCCCGUUCAUGCUGCAAACUGAUCAAAUGUUUUCCAUCCGUAUAAGAAUUAUUACUAGGGUAGCGCUCGUAGAUAAAUCUAAACUGUGUCUUUAAUUCAUACAGAAAAGUGUAGAUACGGCCUUAAUCCAUGAGACAGACUUAAAAUCUUUUGAAUGAUAAAAUUACAACUAAUUUUUCCUUAGCGAUGGGCCUGAAUUGCUACAUUUGUGCCAGCACUUCUUCCUGGGAUGACUGUGAACACAGAAAUAUGACUUGCCCAAAAUUAAGCGAUCGCUGCAUAAAAGUUUACCUCGAACACAGUGAUGCAGAAAUGUACAAGAAGUAUUGUGGCAUAGUGGGACAUUGUGAAAAAAAGGCCAACCCAACUUGCAACGCUGAGAAGGUCGCAGGCGCCAGCGAAUGUAAAAUUGAUUGUUGUGAAGGUAAUCUGUGCAACGGGGGCUCAAAACCUCAUGCCAACGGUAUGACGAUGCUGGUAUGCGCAGUAGCAGUGUUGGCUUUUAGAAAUCUUGUCAAAGGUGUUCCUUUCACGCUUUGGUCCCUUAAAGAACUGCACUAAGGUGGCUGGUUAGAGAAGGCUUUAAACAAGAUUUGUUUAUGCUUGUCUGUCGAAAUGUAAUGUCUCAAGAGAUCACAAUGUAAUGCUCUCUUGAUUCCCAAGAUAAGACUCAAGGGCUAAAAGUGUGAAUUUAAGCAAGAUGUUUAACAUAGAAUAUUGUCAUGUUACAGAGUAUAGUCAGCUAACCAGAGAUAGGGAAAGAAAAUGAAACACUCCUCAAUGUCGACCUGUAACAAAGUAAGCAGACGACCUGAUUUAUUUCCGGUGUCAAUCUAGACUCUGCAACCAGAUUGCGUUUAUAACAUAAUGCCGUUUUAAAUAGGUAGAAAUAAUCUGCAUUUAAACAUUGAGACUGAAUAAAUUGAAGAUUUCCAGUAAGAAAAUCCCUACUCACAUCAGUGUCUGCCACUCUACUCUCUCCCAACCAAAUCCUCGUUUUCCCUUUGUCACCCACUCCUCCCCCAUGACAUUUGCAAUCAACACGUACAUAGCAAAGGUGUUUUCCAUCUGGAAGUCGAAGCUGUCUAAAGAGCAAUCGCCAUGUUUACCCACUUUCGACAAAUUUGUGUUAUCUCGGCUCUAUUCUCCUUUAUCCCGUUGGGUAAGUGCAAAAAAAGCUAGUUUUUAAUGAUUCUUUUCGAUCUCCUAUCGAAAUUGUUUAUCUUAACCACACGUACAACAACAGUUAUAGCAUGGGUAGGUUUUAUUUUUAUGUCGGGUAACGUUCUCAAGCUAUUUCAGCCUUAGGUUCCUUACAAUGGUCCAUUGAGUGAAAACUGUUCUUAGCGAAGUGUUUAAAUGAUAAAGUCUUUCGAAAUUCAGAUAUUGAUGUUUUUAAGAUCCACUUAGUUCUACCAGUAAGCUUUUGGUUAACAGAUGGAAAGAAUGAGUUAUUCCAUCAAUAGUUGAAUUCUUAAAAAUUCUCAUGACGUCGUUCUUUUCGAUAUAUUCACUUCUCGAAUGGAGAAUGCCCGCAGCAUUAUCAAAAAACUUUAGUCUUCCAUUGAAGAUAUUUUUGUUUCAUUUCCGCCGAAUUUCAAAUGAUUAGUAAACCUAUGUUAUUCAUCAUGGCGCUCAAUAUGUGAGAUGGACAAGCAGGCUGUAAAUUAUUUUCUUCAAGCCAGCUUUACUUUAAAAAGUCAUAAUCUACAUUGAAAAUGUUGCUACCAAGAACGGAACCAACAAAAACAUAUAUUUUUAAUCUGUCACAGGACGAAAUUGCAAGAAUCCGUAAACGGAAACGUGGCAGAAACAUGUUAAACCGUUCUGGAAACACGACGGAUAACCUGUGUUUCCGUUACCGGUUUCGUGACGUUUUCUCGCGUUUCCGUUGCUGCGUAUACAACGGAACCGGACCACUUUUUGUGCAUGUUAAACAUAACGGAAACAUGGAGUUACAUGUUUCCGCCACGUUUCAGAAAUACGGAAACAUGUGAUUUCGUCCUGUGAUGUGCUCUGACUUUUAACAAAUUCUGAAAAUUUUCUAUUUUGUACACACUUAGUCUACCUUAGUAUUCGGAUCUUAUUUAUCACACUGUCGCUUAUGAAUUUUUCAUAUUCCCAUGACCAAUUCAAGCGGCGUCUAAAGCUUUUCCCUUUUCCCCCCUCUUUUUUUCAUUUUCAAAAUCGCUUCUUUGGUUUUUACGUUCUAAAUAAUCUGUUUUCCUUUUUUUGUCAAUUUUGGCUGUAAUUUUCCCCCUUUUUGAAAUUUGGCUUUCGUUUCUUGUGCCGAAUACGGAGGAGGUUCGGUCUCUUUUGUUCUCUUGAAAACCUUCAUCAUUUUGCUCAUGCCAUUUUGAUCAUGCAUCAUUCUCGAAAAAUUUCCUGGUACUUCGGCUUUGAUGGAAAACUUUGAACAGAACUUAGGAAUAUGCAUGAAUAACGUUUGUCACACAUAAAACAAGUGUACGGUCUAACUCAACAACGGUUCAACAAAUCUGAUAUUUCCCCCUGCAGCGUUAGGUCUCAAGUGCUAUAAAUGUGAGAGCUGGAGUUCUUGGAAGGACUGCGAGAAAAAACGCACAGAAUACACUUGUCCCGAUGAACACAACGAGAGGUGCCACAAAGCCAUAUAUAAUCACGAGCUGCACAUGAGGAAAACGUUCACAAAAUUCUGCGCAAAAGAAGAUGAGUGCAUCGAGGGAAAGCACCCAAUAUGCCUUGCGGCCACGACACAGAAUGCCACAUGCGAAAGUUACUGUUGUGAACAUGAUCUGUGCAAUAUUGGAUCAUAUGCCAUAACCAGCGGGAUGCUGCUGGCCGCAUGCGCUCUGGUGUCAGUGGCUGUUCUGGUGUCGGAAAAUAACUUCAGUGUAUUCUUUCGAGCUGAGUAAACUCACCUUUGUGAACGGUUACUUUCAGUGAAGUAUUCUAACUUAAAAAAUACGAAAGUAACGUAUAGUGAACACGAAAUAGAUACGAACCUCUGAAUGCUUUCAUGUUUAAACAUCAUUUUUUAUGCAUCAAUUAUCAGAAUGUCGCACAAACGAGAGUUCCGUGCAUGAAGAAAGAUCCACCUGGGCGCUAUGAUAUAAUUUUAGGAUCGCGAGUAAUUAUGGGAGGUAUGUGCUAAGAGCAAAUCUUGGAAAGAGCGAGAAUCAUCGGAAUAAAAAAUUAUCCUUUCGAGUAGUUCGUCCGUCAGAGUAUCACAGUUGUAAGAUUUGUUGAAGAUACGUGAAUAAAAGUCCAUUAAAAGUUCGCAUACGCAUUUAGAUGCGAUUAUGGCUCACCUCUUAAUUCUCGCGCGAUUCAAUUGACUACUUUACGUCACGAGGAACUAAAAUUCAGCUUCACAUAGAAGGAAAACCAAUUGGUUUUGUAGAGGCUAGUAUUAAUAAUGGUAAAAGGACCGAGUGGAGUCCAAUUCGGUCUGCAAUCAUACGAGUGAUUGACAAAAUUGGACGACCGCGAAGCAGGAGUCCGAUUUGUUUAUCAUGAGUAUGAUUACUGACAGAAUUGGACGACAAGAAAUCCUGUUACCAAUUAAUCAUAACCAUUUCAAUGUCCGAAACAAACAAAUACACCUAGAACAAAUAUCUCCAGUGUAGACAAUAUCUUUAGUUAAAUAUUCCGCCUUUUUGGAAAUUGCCUUGUUUUUCUUUGGAUAAGUGGUUGUUGCUAUGGUUAUUGUGAUCAAUGCUCUGAUUGGUGGAUUUAGCUGAGUGGACCUGGUAUGAUUGACUACUUCAACUGUCCAAUUACAGAUGUCCGAUUACAGCCAACUGUCCGAUUACACUGUCCGAUUACAACUGUUCAGAAUGAUUAAUGAAAAAUGAAGCAGCUGAUGCACCAAUCACAUUUGAGGAAAUUGUAAUAGUUAUGAUUAAAGGCAGAACAAAACUGGUCUCAAAUGCUGCUCGGAAUGUACAAAAAAUAAAGAAAACAAAGUUUUCUGUCGACAUGCGAUAUGAAAUUAAUGGAAGGACUAUAAACUGAAUAAACCCCGGUCUGGCUUGCUGGUAUAUCUGCUGAUAACAACCUUGGCCGAGAGAGGUUGCCCUCAAAAUUUCUUAUUUGCCUCUGAAGCUUCCAUUCUCGGCCAAAUAUAAUUUUUUGGGCAAUCUCUCGGCCGCGACUGAACAUUAUCAGCCGACAUACUACCGCCUGAAGGGGUUUAUUUACUAAAUACUCGGUUGAAGCUUCCAUAAGCGGAAACCAUUAGGCUGCGUAAGAAUAGCUCAUCACUGGAGCUCGCUGUUUCAACAGGGAUGAUACUCAAAAGAAGCCAUUCGUGGUAUGGGAAGUCUCCAGGUUCGUAACCGUUGAUGUUGGUAGGGGAGGUGAUGCCUGACCAAACAACGACUUCGAAGGAGGCUAGAGUCUAUAACUAAGUGGUACUUAAAGGGAAAUCCGAGGGAGUCUUCAGGAAUUUCCUUUGGCAAAGGAAGAAGGGGAGAAGACGGAUACAAAUACAUAGGAUAAACAAUGCCCGCUUACUCGCACUUUAAAACAAGCUGCGAAUUAUAAUGCAAGAAUACAAAAAUUGCAUUGGACGGAUUUUACGCAGUUGAGGGCUGGGGUUGCGCUUACGAGAAUUUACUUUCAGAACGCUUCUAUUGAAUUCAGUCUGAAGUGCAGCCCCAGAAAGGACUAUUUGAAAAUUUGUGGUUGAUCGCGUCAUUUAACUUAAUAACAGCAUGUGUAUCAGGAUGAAAGAUCCAUAUCAUGCAGCAACUUAAAUUUAUGCGAAUAAUUUUCAUAUUCUGCUUAAUCAUCCAUCGCAAAGAAACCGUCUGAGUUGCUGUUACACAAGAGAAAGCUGCGAGCUGAGAAGCAAGGGGAACGACAUGAAUCUAAAGCUCAAGGUGGUGAUUAUUGUACUUCUCGCUAUCCCCUAUGCUGGUAAGGAAUUAUAACAAAUACUGCUAGAUUUAGGCGCGGAAUUGUGUCACUUUGCUGGAGAAGCGAAUGUUUUAGUAAAGACUUAUGAUUUGCAUGCAGAAACACUUUAUAACGCCAAGUUCGCCUCCGAGUAUUUUGUAUCUCAGUUGGUAAAAUAUUCGAUCACAAAAUUAUGAGGUCUGAGGUUGGUCUCCUCACAAGGUCUAAGAUUUUGUGUUGGUUUUUGCUCGAGCUAGCGCCCUUGUUUACCGAUUCUUGUUUAGGGGCAUUUUGACUAUUCACCUGACAGUGUAGGCAAAUUCUUUAUUAAACCUAAAGUGUCGUGUUUCUCAUAAGACCCAACAACCGUAAAGAAGCGAUACUUUGGCUGACUAUUGUGACAAUAAAUUGAGAUUUUGAUAUUACUUAUAGCUCAGACAUUCAAAGGCGGUUUGACUGCCCUUUGUUACGUUUCGGAUCUGACGUGAUAUCAGUGGAGUUGCUUACCUUUUCUUCGUUGUAAGUGAUAAUUAUUUUAAAUCUUCACUUCCGAAUUGAACUUGUCACCAAAUAAAGCCGGAAUAUUUUCUGCUCUUCAAUAUGGAGGAAAUUACCAGUACCAAGGAUAAACUUUGUUUAAGCGAUUUGGGUUGUGUAAUUUUUUGUCAGUUCUGCUGUUUGCAUUCUGAACAAUAUCGAACGAUUUGCAUGUACAACCAUUAUUUCAAAUAUCCAUGAAAGGAGUGAUCCUCUCAAACAGAGUGUCAAUUUCAUCGCAAAAUUUACAGUGCAAAUGUGCUACAUUUGAGGUUAUUGAAGUCUGAUUAGUAUAUCCAGCUUCUAUACAUUUUAUAACUUUUGUGCUAAAAGUAAACAAUAUAUCGUCUAGUUUUUGUCAUGCAAUGAUAGUUUUGUAUAGAAUUUGUCGCAGGCACGUAGUCACUUAAAGAAAGCCCUCAUCUAUAAAGGGUGUCGUUGAUACGCCUCCAUUUGGGGCCGAACAAAGUGGAUUUUGUUCCCCGAAUAUUAUUCCUCCCGAUUUUCCAAAUAAUAACCAAAUACCCCCUCUUCCCUCUAUUUCAAAAUCUUUCUAUAUGUGUGACGCUUUGACGUCAGUGACAGAAACAAAGCUAUCCAUUUCCUUCAGUCAUUGUCUGCUUGCCCGUUAUGUCCUGCGUCUCACGGAUCCAGGAUCUCCGGCUGGAGAAUCCAACGCGCUCUCUACUUGACCAUACUGCUGUUGAAGUCCUAAAUGUAAUAACAUUUGGUCCUAAAUGUAAUAAAGUCCUAAAUGUAAUAACAUUUAGUCCUAAAUGUAAUAAGCCUCUAAUGCAAUCGUUUAACUCCUGCAGUGCAUUGUUGUUAUGGCGGACAUCCACAUUGAUAUGUUAGUGACAGCUGUUGCUCCAAAAAAACCGCUGACCAGUAUACAUGUCACAUUAUGGGCCCGCUGAUAUCAAUCAGCGUCUUUUUACUUGCUAGACAUAAGAAAUAUCAGCAGUCGAAGUAUGGUCCUUAUAGCGGUUUAUUGAUCGAGACUAUAUGACUAUAAUUGGAAAUAGAAUGGAAUUGACGUAACCAUUAAGCCUUUUUGGAAAAGAAAUUUACUAUAAUUGAUGAUGAACUAGCAUGCUAUUUUGUUUAUUCAUUAUUAUUAUCAGUAGCGUUAUUGAAAUUUUGCACUGUCAAUUGAUUUAUCUUUAUGAAUAUCAUUUUCAAUUUUGAAUCCAUUUCCAGCCCUCUAUGGCUUUACGGUUCAUGGACUAUAAUUGAAACUGUUGAGGCGGGGAGGGUGAAGACAAAAAAUGAAAUAUAAACUUGAGAUCAACUUUAAAAUGUAUGUUCUCCUAAUAUUUCGGUUCGGGAACUGAUGAACCCGUCAUAAGGGGCUAAAGGAAAAAAAUAAAUGGUUCAUUAGACCGCCAACUGACCAUCAUGUGUUGAAUGGUGUAGCUCAAUGGUUCAAUUUGACUCUUGCGUGGAAAAAGGCAACAUGUCGAGACCUGUGAUCGUGAAAUGGGAUAACAUAUCAUUGGUCAGUCGAUAUCUUGCUCUGCAAGUCACAUUAUCAUAUAGCUAGCAGCGCACGCGGGCAAGAUGAAGUGAAUCCUGUGUUCUGAUUGGCUACCUGAGCGGGCAUGAUGGGCCUACCCUCGCCCGUUCGGGAUCCCCCGUAUUGAUCACACGCAAGAAAACUUACAAAGUUCGUAACUUUUGGACAAUGUUUUCAUAUAUACAUAGAAAAAAUAAACGACCCUCUUGGGUUUAUUGUGCUGCAAACACAGUUGGCUUUCACUAUCGGCUCUCGAAAUAAACAGGCCAUUCUUGAUUCUUAUCAAAGCGAAAUCUUUUGCUAUACAAUGAAUCCUUUAAUGAUUAAGCCAAGAGAAUAUAAACUCUCUUGUAUGGUCAAGAUUACUGGAUAUUAGAACUCGGCCAAUAUAUAGCUAUUUUGACCUCACGUUCGGUCAAUAACGCAUAUGAAUAUAUUUUAUGCAAACCCGUACAAAUCUGGCAAGGGACGACAGUACAAAAAAUGCCCUUCUGAGCCCAGAAUUUGUCUAACGUAUAAGUCGGUGGACUUCUUUUUCCUUGUAAUUUGGUUCAUCAAGUGUUAACUUCAGCACUGAGGACAGAAGUAUUUCGUCAAAAUCUGUUACACUUGAGAGUCUGAGCCAAUGAUAUAGAGAGAGCUAUUAGUCAACGUUCUCGUUGCUUCUGCGUCCGUCAAUUUGAUGCCAAAAGCACAUCAGUAUUAGAAUAAGGUUUUGUAGCCAAUGCUUCUCAACCUACGUCUUUCACAAAUAAAAAGCCGCUGAUUAAUAUCAGUGAGCCCGCAAUAUUCCAUAAAUAUUGGUCAGAGGAUUAUUUGGUGCAACAGCUGUCACUUUAACAUCUCAAUGUUAGCGCAGUUAAACGAUUGCAUAGGAGGCUUAUUACAUUUAGGACCGAACGUUAUUACAUUUAGGGCUUUAUUACAUUUAGGACCAAAUAUUAUUACAUUUAGGACUUUAUUACAUUUAGGACAGUUAUUACAUUUAGGACUUCAACAACUGCUUCCUCAAAAUUACCGUCAUGGAUUUUCCUGUUUAAAUUCGCCGUUGAAAUAGGCAAAAGGGCAAGAGUCAAAUCAUUUCCGAUGGUAAUUCUCACGAUAAAUUAAUAUACUGUUUCUUUUAUCUUAGCCUUUGGCCUGAAUUGUCACAAAUGUUCAAGCACAAAAUCUUGGGAAGAAUGCGACGAUAAAAAGUCAAGCAAAGUGACGUGCGCCGGAAAUGACGUUACAUGCCAUAAGGUUCACUACUCUACUGAGGACAAAACUAUCCAAGUGUUUGCGAAGUCCUGUGGACCUAAAACCUAUUGCACAAAGACUGCAAAUCCCGUUUGCAAAGUUCAUCUUGGUGCGUCAGAUUGUAAAAUAUCUUGCUGUGAAGAAGACAUGUGCAACGCAGCCUCACGGGCUGGUUUGAGUGGCCUUGUAAUGUUAUCAGGCGUUCUCGUUGCAGCGCUGUGCAGUUAAAGGCACAAAAGAACCUCUAUGAACUGACUCUCUCUUAAUGCCGAUCUGUGUAAGGCAAAUUAAGGUGACAUGGGUACAUUUUUGGAUUUAUACUCACUCAUAAUGUUGCAUAAGUUUUCACGGAGAAGAGGUCCCAAGUGGUCAAAAAUAACGAAUUGAACAAGCAGGUGGUAGGAAUUUUCAUUUAGCUUCAGCUUCUGAACAAAAUCCCUUCUUGGUGCCACUUUGUACUUAAGUGGGUCUAAUAGGGCUGUCAAAGUGCUUAAUUUUUUUUAGUUUUUUCUUAAGCCUUUAAAAAUUUGAUUUUUUUUCUCAAUAUUUCGCAAAUAAAGAAAAAUUUAUUCAACAUGAAAGCCUUUAUUUUCGGAGAGUGUAGUGAUCGAGGAGUUUCUAACUUGCACUAGUCAAACUUUAUCAAUGCACUCGUGAUUGAAUGUAUGUAACUGUAAAUUGUAUGGAGUAGUAUUUCGUUGACUGUCAUAUCACUAGACCUAAAUAAUCACGAUGGCCAAUCAGCACAAAGGUAAAUAUUAAAACGAGCCAAUAAGAACCAAAAGUGGAAAUAUGAUUCGUACUUAAUAAACAGGCCGAAAAACGUGAUUGACCGAGUUACGUCAGGUGUAGUCUGAAUGGUGGAGAAAGUGGCCCAAAUUUCCUCCGUUCGAC